UCCGUUUCGUUACCAAAUGUGAUUGAUGUAUUCGUGCAAACUGUUUGGUGUCUUAUUCCUUUUUAGUAAAUGCAUCUUUGAAGUCACAGAUACUCGCAUAUGGGCACAGUCUGCGUGUGUCUCUCUCACACCCACACGCACAAACAUGUUGUAAUUCACAUUGUCUCCAUAAGGAUGUGUUGUUGACCGGUUCCUCAAACGGAGAGCCUAGGAAUCUACGAGUAUUGCAGUCUCAACUGAGACAGACUGAAGGAUUUCGGCAGACGCUCGCGAGUACGGCACCGUAAAAUGCAAGAGUUCGGCUAGUUUGGUUUUGAUUUUGCUGGUAUUUCAAGAUUGAUUCUCCAAGAUAGCUCAGUCGAGUUCACCGCCUCCAAUGGGAGUCUUCUGCGCGUUCUCGAGGCACAUUUUAGGAGAAUGCUGCAUGGAUGCAUUAGCAGGCGUGUCGGUCACAGAAACAAUCAUUGGCGUUGUUGCGGUGGGUUUCAAUACAAAUGGGUUACCUUGCAACCUCAUUUUUGAGUUUCCGAGCUGCAACUAUGUGGAAGAAUGAUGCUACCAACUUUGCAUACUUUCAUACUUCGUUAGUUCAUGGUGCAAGAGCAGCUGCCGAAUACAAAGAAAAUAAACUGGAUCUUAAAGUGGCAAUCUGUGGCGAUGCAACGAUCCACAAAAUUACCCUUGCUGUUGCGAGCCAAGAUAUGAAAACCUUUCCAACAUGCCAGCGAGCAAAUGCAUUUCGUGAUGUCCAAGGGGAUGGAGCUUCCGAAAAUGGGACGCCUCGGAUUUCUUGCGGUGGUGGUUCUCGAUCUGCUUAUAUUCCACUUGGAUCUAAUCGGAGGGCAGCAGGGUUACCCGACCCUCAACAUCGCCAUCAUUAUGGGCAGAAGCCCCGACAGCACGGGCUUUAGGGAUGUGUGGAUCAAGGAAGACGCCCCCGACUUUCCCAUUGAUGUCAACGUGGUGACCGUGGCGGUGAACCAGACCGACCCGAAGAGUAUCAUUACCCACGUGUGUGAUUUAAUGUCAGGCACCAAGAUCCACGGCGUGGUGUUUGGAGAUGACACGGACCAGGAGGCUAUCGCUCAGAUUUUGGAUUUUAUUUCCUCCCAGACUUUUAUCCCUAUCCUGGGAAUUCACGGUGGCUCUUCCAUGAUCAUGGCAGAUAAAGAUCAAAAGUCAACAUUCUUCCAGUUUGGAGCUUCCAUACAGCAACAGGUUGGAGUGAUGCUAAAUAUCAUGGAAGAAUAUGACUGGCAUGAGUUCUCCAUUGUAACCAGCACCUUCCCUGGAUAUCACGAAUUUAUUAGUGUAUUAAAAACCACAGUUGAAAAUAGUUUUGUGGGCUGGGAGCUUCUCAGCACCAUCACAUUAGAUGCUGUUGAUGGGGAUUCAAAGGCUCAAGUCCAACUGAAGAGAAUACAGUCAUCAGUUAUUCUGUUGUACUGUUCGAAAGAUGAAGCUGUUUUCAUUCUGGAGGAGGCCCGUUCCCUGGGCCUCACAGGCUUUGGUUUCAUCUGGAUUGUGCCCAGCUUGGUUACGGGUAACACAGACAUCAUACCUGAGGAAUUUCCAGCUGGGCUGAUUUCUGUGUCGUACGAUGAAUGGGACUACAGCCUGCCUGAAAGGGUGACUGAUGCUGUUGGCAUCAUUACAACAGCGGCUUCCGCCAUGAUGGAGCAAUAUGGAUACAUUCCUGAAGCGAAGACAAGUUGCUACGGCCAGCUAGAAAGGAAGGUUCUUCCAUUUCUUUCCCUGCACAAGUUUAUGAUGAAUGUAUCCUGGAAUGGCAGAGAUCUCUCCUUCACUCGGGAUGGAUAUCAGUCCAACCCAAAGCUAGUGGUGAUAGUACUGAACAAAGAGCGUACCUGGGAAAAGGUCGGGAAAUGGGAAAAUGGUAGCCUGGCCCUGAAAUAUCCUGUGUGGCCAAGAUUUAAUUCCUAUGCAGAUGGCGAGGCAGAUGACAGCCACCUAAGUGUUGUAACGUUGGAAGAAACCCCCUUUGUUAUUGUGGAAGAUGUGGAUAAACUAACUGGAACAUGUGCAAGAAGCAAUGUCCCAUGCAGGAAAAAUAUCAAGGCUUUCAAUUCCACUGACAAGGGGCUCUAUGUGAAGAAAUGCUGCAAAGGAUUUUGCAUUGAUAUUCUGAAGAAACUUGCAAAGGCUGUGAAAUUCACAUAUGACCUGUACCUGGUGUCAAACGGGAAGCAUGGCAAAAAAAUCAACGGUGUAUGGAAUGGAAUGGUUGGUGAUGUGAUGUAUCAACGAGCAGAGAUGGCUGUUGGCUCACUGACUAUUAACGAAGAGAGGUCGGAAGUUGUGGAUUUCUCAGUGCCCUUUGUGGAAACAGGAAUCAGUGUUAUGGUAUCUCGGAGCAAUGGCACAGUUUCACCCUCUGCAUUUUUAGAACCCUUCAGUGCGGCGGUGUGGGUCAUGAUGUUCGUAACACUCCUUAUCGUAUCUGCCAUAGCAGUGUUUGCGUUUGAGUACUUUAGCCCAGUUGGGUACAACAGAAACUUAGCAAAAGGAAGAGCUCCACAUGGCCCCUCCUUUACAAUAGGCAAAGCAAUUUGGCUGCUUUGGGGCUUAGUUUUCAACAACUCUGUGCCUGUCCAGAAUCCGAGGGGAACGACGAGUAAAAUAAUUGUCUCCGUAUGGGCCUUCUUUGCUGUAAUAUUCCUCGCAAGCUACACUGCCAAUUUGGCUGCCUUCAUGAUUCAGGAAGAGUUCGUUGACCAAGUGACUGGGCUCAGUGACAAAAAGUUUCAGAGGCCUUAUGACCAUUCACCACCAUUUCGAUUUGGGACAGUUCCAAACGGAAGCACAGAGAGAAACAUCAGAAAUAACUAUCCAGAUAUGCAUGCUUAUAUGUCCAAAUACAAUCAAAAAGGAGUGCAAGAUGCCCUGGUUAGCCUGAAGAGUGGAAAGUUGGACGCGUUCAUAUAUGAUGCGGCAGUGCUGAAUUACAUGGCUGGAAGAGAUGAAGGCUGCAAGCUUGUAACAAUUGGCAGUGGGUAUGUCUUCUCAACCACUGGCUAUGGGAUAGCUUUGCAGAAAAGCUCACCUUGGAAGCGUCAGAUUGACUUAGCUCUCCUCCAAUUUGUUGGUGACGGUGAAAUGGAAGAACUGGAGAGUUUGUGGCUGACUGGCAUUUGUCACAAUGAGAAGAACGAAGUGAUGAGCAGCCAGUUGGAUGUUGACAAUAUGGCGGGUGUGUUUUACAUGCUGGCUGCUGCCAUGGCACUGAGCCUGAUCACCUUUGUGUGGGAGCAUUGGUUUUACUGGAGCCUGAGACACUGCUUCAUGGGAACUUGCACUGGAAAACCAGGACUCCUCUUCUCAAUCAGCAGGGGAAUCUGGAGCUGUAUACAUGGUGUGCCCAAUGAGGAAAAGAAGAAAUCUCCCAACCUGGAUUUAAACAGUCCUCAAACAAAUAUUCUGAGGCUGUUUAAUACAGCAAAACCAAUGGCCAAUAUAUCGAACCUUAAUGCUUCAAGAGCAAACUCUCCUAAAAGAACUUCCAAUUUCAUUCAGAGAGGGUCAUUGCUCCUUGAUGUGGUUGACCAAAAGGGGAAUUUCUUGUACUCUGACAACAGGCCCUAUCAACCCAAGGAGACGGGCUUCAACGACAACACUGGUGAAAUGUUAACAUUCAACGUAAGCCGUCAGAAAGAUAACCGUAACAAUUAUAUCCUCCAAGGGCAGCACCCAUUGACUCUAAACGAAGCAAAUCCCAACACCGUGGAGGUUACAGUAAGCUCAGAAACUCCAAAACUUAACUCCAGGCCUAGGCAGUUAUGGAAAAAGUCUGUGGAAACCUUGCGGCAGAAUCAGGGAUCAGUGGUAGAAAGUGUCAAUGUAGAGCCCAAGCAACCUGUGAAAAAUCAGAGGUACCUACCAGAAGAAGUUGGCCAUUCGGAUAUGUCGGACUGCUCUAGCCGUACCGCUUCCCACAAGGACCCUGAUAACAAUCAAAAACAUCAUAAGCAUAAGGAAACCUUCAAAAAGAAAUCCAUGAUGGCCAAAUAUCCUCGAGAUUGCAGUGAGAUAGAGCUCUCUUAUCUUAAGGCUAAAGAAGGGCAUCAACACCAUCGCGAGAAAGUGUACACCAUUGAUUCUGACAGGGAGUCCAAUUAUCACUCAGAUCACCAUCAUUACCGAGAAAAUGUGGCAAUUGCUGAAGACCUGGACUAUCCGCCAGUGUAUCAUGAUCAGAAUGAGAAUUACAGGAAACAGGAAGCAGUUCUACACCUAAAUAGGACUCCUCAGCAUAAUGAGGACAGCCUUCCCAAUGCUGAAAACAAAUGCAGCAUGUACAAUAAGCACUACAGCUUGAAGGAGAAAAAUAUUUCCCCUGUAGAAUACAGUGAGAGGUACAAGCAGCCCACUCAACACUGCAGAAGCUGCCUUUCCAAGCUGCCUAACUAUACCACACACUAUUCGGUCAGGUCUCCGUACAACAGAUGCGAUGCCUGUGUACACACGGCAAAUUUAUAUGACAUUAGUGAAGAUCACAUGUUACAAGAGCCAGUAAGCCCCAUGUGCCCUGAAGAAUCCUUUGCCCAUCAUUGGGCUCCUUCUGAUGUCUCUAACAUGCAGAGAGUAAACAGGCUCAGGAUUAGCAGGCAGCACUCCUUUGACAAUAUCCUUGAAAAGCCUAAGGAAGUGGAUCUCGGAAGACCUGCCCGGAGUGUGAGCCUGAAAGAAAAGGACAGAUUUCAGGAUGACCCUUAUGCACAUGUAUUCAAUAUUAAACCAGAGAAACUCUUUAGCACGAAGGUUUCCGUUUUUGACCACAAUCUGGAGGAAAGCAAGCGGAGUAAGUCAUUGUAUCCAGAUCACGUCUCCGAGAAUCCAUUCUGGCACUCCUUUCGCGAAGAUCAGCAUCUGGUCCAUGGGCGAAGUUCUUCUGACAUAUAUAAACAGUCUGCUGCAUCAAAGGCAUGCUACGAUAAUCACUUUAGAUCAUCUGUUAAGUCGACAGCAUCAUACUGCUCCAGAGAUGGACGAGUUCCUAAUGAUGUGUACAUUUCAGAACAUAUUAUGCCUUAUGUAUCGAGCAGGAAUAGUAUUUACUGUGCUCCCAGGGUUUUGAAUUCUUCCAGCAAUAGACGUGUCUACAAAAAAAUGCCUAGUAUUGAAUCAGAUGUUUGACUCAUCAUUUGUUUGUCUAAUUCUACGUUAAUGCUAUUCAUUUGCUGUAGCUAAUGAUGUACAUAGUUGCCAACAUUUUGAAAUAGGAUCUUAGGAGACAUUAAGGGGCAGCUUUGCCAGAUAGUCAUUGCUAACAUUGUCUUCUUUCUCCUAUUUUCUGAUAGAUAGGGCUGACUGGCCUUUCCUACUAUCUGAUGGCAAAGGAGCAACAGAAAAGAGAUACAUGUUGAUGAUCAUACCAACUGGUUAGCUUUGCUGCAAAUGAAGACUGCAUAAAAUGACCUAGUGGAAUUAUUGUCUCCCUUUUACGGUGCAUUAAUCUAUAACAGACCACACUAGGCAGGCCAUUGAAUCUUAGGAGAACACUGGUUAUGUAAAGUAAGCAAGAAAUAGAUGACAAGCUCAAUAUUACUGUGUAAAUGUAGGGAGUUGGCAACUAUGCUAUUAUAUUUACUCCAGUUCUGUAACUGCUGAAAUGUUUAAAUUAAACUGUUUCCCAAAGUGAAACCCUGAGCUAAAGCAGCUAAUGGCAUACUUUAAAAAUUCUGAGAACAAAUGGGUCCUCAGGUAGAGCCAUAAUCUUUUUCUUUAGAAAAUAAUAAAAAUCCUGAGUGCAUAGCUUAUCUUAUGUGGUCAACCUUCUCAAUUGUGCAAAUUUAUCCUCGGGAUAACACCUUCAUGAACAUCGGUUGGACAGGAUACUGUGAGGAUUCCAAUGUUAAGCAUAAUAUUCCUACAACCCUAUAAAAGUCAUCACAUUGAGUAACAGUGCUGCAGCCGUAAUAUUUUGAGCCUUGUUUUCUAUUGUUCCAUCUGGUAAUUUGUUCCAGCCUUUGUUGCUUACUCAAGUUUGUUCACUGUAAGAAGUUAUGGACCAGCAGUCCAACAGGAAAAGAUUAACUGCUGGGGAGCAACAGAAAUUUGCUAAUAAAAUGCAUGGCAUGAACGUUCAGGGAUUUUGCACUUCUGAACAUUAGAGAUUUUAAUAAAUCCUGGUAGUUGCAAAAUGUAAUUUAUAUGCUGUUAGCUUGGGGAUUCACUUCAACUGAAUUCUUUAACUCUCCCCAGAUUUGAUAGACAUGAAUUGUGAACGAAUCUUAUAGUCCAUCUCUUUGCAGUAUAUUCCCAUUGUAUUGUAUAUUUAUCAUGUAAACUUGAACUGAUUAUUUUGAAUAUGGAAACAGGGGUAUAACAUACGCCCCUUUGGGCAACAAACAUUAGAAUGUCACCAUUAUAGAAAAGAACAUAUAAUUAUUAAAAAUAGUAUACGUAAGUAUCUUCAGUUAACUCUAGAUUUCUACCAGUGCUGAGUUUUGCUGCUUGAUAAGUGAAAUAUGCCCACGGCUUUGAAUAAAAACUUCCAUAACUACCAGCACACUAUGGGCAUUUUGUAUGUUGAAAGGGCUGGAACUUAUGACUUUGAGUACCAGUGAUAUGCUUAAGUUAAAAAAAAUUCCGCCUUUGAAUAUAUCCAUUUAAGGCUUAAAGUACCUGUGUUUUGUUUUAUGAUGUUUUUCACAAUAUCAUGCGAAUGACAUAACAUAAAGAUGUUUUCAGCAUAAACAGUACUUCAGAAAGUUGGCCUCAAUUUCAUUCCAAAAUACCAUGUUUAACUCUGAGGUCUGUAUCUAAUUGUAUCAAAGGAACACCCCGUGUAAAUGCUUAUCAGAAGUAUAGUGCAAUAAUUUGCUUGUACUUGUGAUAAAUACAGGAAUACGACAGUCCAAUUGAUCAGCUUUGCCUUUGAAACAAGUAUUAUUUUACAACAUUAAUUUCCAAUUUGCCAGCAAACCCAGAAAUGUACUAAGUGUGGAUGUCUUAACUUAGGAGCAAAACUAACUCACUAAAAAUUACAUUGAGAUUUCUUGAAGCUAGCACAGAAAAAAAUUAAAUUAGAAAAGAAAUUAAAUGAUGUUCUGUGAUUCUUGCAAAUGCUAGUGGGAAUACAGCAAUCUCAGAGGUCUUUACAGUUUUAAUUCCAACCUUGCAAUCUAGUUUUAAUGACCAUUAAUCUUAGUCGCUGCAACUUAGUGAAACCAUCGAGUGGUCACAUUGAAUGGCCACUGCUGAGAAAUUCAUUGCUCAGUGAAUGCAGAAUCUUCUUCCAGAAAGCAAAUUAUGUGUUUACACUGAAAGCUUAUUCAAUAAUACUUUCAACAACACUGUCAAUAAUACAAGAAUUUUAAAACUCUAUUAAAGAUUUAAAUUUAAUUCCAGUACAUUCCCACUGUGUUUUCUCAUACACCAGAUCUUUGAGAAGGGUGUUAAAAAGAAGGGGAGGGAAUACAUUUCCAACAAUGCUUCCAUGCACUUUAAUACAAUACUGCUUCCCACUCAUCACACAAUAUAAUUUCAAGCAAUAAUACAGUUUAUGUUGAAAAACAACGUAGUAAGCUCCAUUAAAACUCAAAUACCUCCUUCACCCCAGCAUGGCAACCUUCCUGGCGAGCUGAACCAUUACUAGAACUUGCAGCACACCAAUCUUUUUAACGUGUAGGCUACAGGUAUAGAUAGAGUAUCAUUUGAUAAUGUCUUGUGCAUGAAAAGAACACUACCAAUUGUUCAGGAGUUAUGUCACUUUAAACUUAUUGCAUAAGGAAUAGUCUAAUUUUACAAUCACUGAUUAUUUGACAUUACCAUGAAAGCUCUCCCACUUAUAAUAACCUAUUAAAAUAGUUUACACUCCUUCCUUAGUGAACAUCAUUUCACUAUAGGAAGUAUCCAAGCCUCAGUCGCUUAAACUAGUGAUGAUGGAAUCAUUCAUUCUCCUUUUGAAAUUGCUGGUUUUUAUAAAAAUUCUGCUUUUUAAUGAUAUUCUUUUGUAAUUGAAUAACCUAGUAUAGAGCAAACAACUGACAUUACUUAAGAAUAUCUUGAACAUUUGCAAGAUUACUCAAGAAAAGUUUGGCCUUGUACCACAACACAUGUAAGUUGAUUAUUGUGCAAAAAUAAGGAAAGGCCUUUCAAAAGCUUGAUUAUUUUACCAUUAUCAGAACACUUUUUAUAUAAAGACAUAAGCGAUAUUUCAGCUGUAAAUUGCAAAAAGCUUGAUCUUUAUAUAAUUGUAUUAUAGUAAUGAAUGUGAAAAAUAGUUACUAAAAUUAUAAACCAUCAUUUACAUAUCUGAUUAAACAAAGCCAACACUAUGGUAAUUAGUGCAGUUAUGAGUGUAACGAGAUAUCGUACAUUUCUACUGCACAAGCUAAUUAGUAGUUUCUCAUCCCUAUCCAUGCCCAUUAAUGCUGUAUCUUUACUUAUAUUUUAUCGACAAGUCACAACAGUAGAUUGCCAUAUAUAUUUAGCUGAACGAUAUUAAUUGCCUUUAUUAUUAUUUCUCAUAGUUUAUUGCCCUUUUUGGCAUAGAAUGAUUUCUAAGGUUAGCGGAGUAACAUGAUAUUGUGGAAAUUUGAUUGCCACACAUGCAGCAUGUUUAAUUCAGGUACAGUGGUGGCUGACACUAUUUCGGUUCCUGGUUUGCACAAUUGGUUUUCUUAGUCAAGGAAAUUAGGCUGUAACUCAACACAGAACAAAACAUAUUAUCUUUUCUAUGUCCAUGUAUUUUUUUUUAGUUUGUAACUGUUUUGUAUUCUAAUUGUGCCCCUUAAUAUUUCUCUUUAAAUGAAGAGAUAUUGCAUUUUCUUCUUGAAGUGGAGUAAGUUUGAUCUGGGUGACAGUCAUGCUAGUGACAUAUUUCAGAUUGCAUUAGUGAGGGAGUUACACAAAACAAUUCAGUAAGAUAUUUGGCGAGGACUAAGCAUAAAUAAAUAUAAGAUGUAUAUUUUGCUAGACAGAAUGAAUUCAAGCUAGUAACCAAAUGUUUGGGUCUGAAAUGUUCUUUGGCUGUGUGCAUGUUGUCCUCAACCAUAAAAUAUAUGUCAUGCUUAUCCAAUUUACAUUUAUGUGCAACUUGGACGUGCAAGCAUUGGACACACAUUUUGCCUUGCUAAACAUUCACAAUGAUAUUUUGUUUAAUUAUUGGUACUAAAGUAAUUUGAUUCCUGCCUAUUCCUUCAUUAGAUGAGAAAAUACUAAUUAUUACUUUGUGACAGUAUAGAUUUCAAACAUAUCUGCUAUCGAAGUCUGUAUUUACAUUUGUUUUGAUCUUUAUAUGAACUCUAACUGUAAUAUUUGCCAAGGUUGUCUUUAAAACUGUAAUAUGUGUUUUUUUUUCAUUGUAGAUGUGUAGAAAUUACAAAUGGAAUGGAUUUAGAACGUUCAAAGUGUUUACUGCAACAGCAUUUGAUGUAAAUAGGUUGUCAAUUGUGCCAGAAAAUCUGAUGUAAAAAUGUAAAUAAGUAAAAGUACCAUUUUUCUAAGGAAGACUA
Molecule: messenger RNA, 9479 nt
Organism: Pristis pectinata (smalltooth sawfish)
Lineage: Eukaryota; Metazoa; Chordata; Chondrichthyes; Rhinopristiformes; Pristidae
Gene: grin2aa
Product: glutamate receptor, ionotropic, N-methyl D-aspartate 2A, a
Exons: 14
Coding region: 733-5154 (1473 amino acids)
Biological process (GO): long-term synaptic potentiation; monoatomic ion transport; excitatory postsynaptic potential
Cellular component (GO): postsynaptic density membrane; NMDA selective glutamate receptor complex; postsynaptic membrane
Molecular function (GO): transmitter-gated monoatomic ion channel activity involved in regulation of postsynaptic membrane potential; NMDA glutamate receptor activity
Source: RefSeq, a predicted model, not a curated record